Messenger RNA from Plasmodium vinckei vinckei, 2361 nucleotides. RefSeq names its product exodeoxyribonuclease III, putative. The record is from RefSeq and is a predicted model, not a curated record. Bases 1 to 2361 code for a protein of 786 amino acids. Lineage: Eukaryota; Apicomplexa; Aconoidasida; Haemosporida; Plasmodiidae. Gene Ontology annotation, cellular component: nucleus. Gene Ontology annotation, molecular function: double-stranded DNA 3'-5' DNA exonuclease activity; phosphoric diester hydrolase activity; DNA-(apurinic or apyrimidinic site) endonuclease activity. The transcript has a single exon. Gene Ontology annotation, biological process: base-excision repair.
AUGGAAAGACUACAUAUUGUGAGUUGGAAUGUAAAUGGUUGGAAAAAAAGUUGUGAAAUAAUAAAAAAAAAUGGGAUUAGUGUUGAGAAUUUUUUAAAAAAGUUAGAUAUAGAUAUAUUAUGUUUACAAGAAACAAAAACUAAUGAUGGGGUUAUUGAAUAUGAAUCAAAUUUGUUGAAUGCACAUUCAGAUAAAUAUGAAACAUAUUGGAAUUGUUGUACAAAAAAAGAAAACAGUAAUAAACCAAAUAAAGGAUAUUCAGGGCUAGCUAUUUUUGUAAAUAAAAAAAUAAAAACAAUAUGUUCAUCACGAAAUCCUUUUAAAAAUUUUUUUUUUUCUAUAAAAGAUAUGUCAAAAUAUUCAUUUUUUACGGGAAGAAAAUUUCAGAUAGACAAAUCAGCUAUUUCAUUUUACUUACCCAAUGAUACAAACUGUCUUAAUAAUUUAAAUGAAAUUGAAAAUGAUGUAAAUAACUUUUUUGGAGAAGGAAGAUUGCUAAUAACUAUUCAUAAACAAUUUAUUGUUGUUAAUACUUAUAUUCCAUAUUCAGGUUAUAGAUAUGAGAGAUUAGAUUAUAAAAUGAUGUUUUUACAUAUACUAAGAGCAAAGUUAAUACAACUUCGGAUUAGUACAGGCUUACCUAUAAUACUCCUUGGUGAUUUAAAUAUAUCAUUACGUAAUUUGGAUGUACAUUUUCUUAGUAAUUAUAUAAAUAUACAUGACUUGCUAAUAAAAAUUGAUAGUUUUAAUUUAAAAGAAAAUAUAAAAAAUAAAAUUCGUGAUGCAUUACCUAUUAUUAUAAAAACUCUGGAAAAUACGGAAAAUUUUAUUAUCAAAAAACAAAAAAAUACACAAAAUGUUGAAUCAUAUCAUUUAUUUUUAAAUUAUAAUGGUAGUGUAAAAAAGGUGGGUUCAAAUUUUACAUCACCUGAAGAAAUUUAUUUCCUUUUUUCUUUAGAUCCAUUUUAUGCAAAUGAUAAAUAUAGCCAUCUCCCCAAAGAAUAUUAUUUUUAUUUAGACAAUGAUAUUACUGAAUUGGAUGCUCAAACAAAUAGUAAAGAACAAACCAUGUCAAAUAUCACAAGUAAUAUUGAUGAACAUAAUUGUGACAUGAAUUUGAAAACUCAGAUUGAAGAAAAUAAUAUUGAAUGGGAUAAAAAGGUUAAAGAAAAUUACAAUGUCUUUUUGUCAAAUGCUGAAAAGAUACGUGAGCAUGUUGAAAAAAAUGAAACUUGCAAAGUGCCUGAAAAUGUUGUACAUAUAAAUAGUGAUGAUAACAAUGUAAGAGAUAAAAUUUUGAAUAGCAAAAAAAUAUUGUGUAAAUAUGAGUUUAAGCAUUGUACUAGUAAUGGUAAAUAUAUAGUUAAAAAAAAGGAUAGCAUUUAUUUAAAAUAUUUAAAUGACAUAUUUAUAUCUUUAAAUAUUAUCCUUACUAAGGAAGACUUAAUAAAUAUUGCAAAUAAUAUUGGGUAUACAUCUCCUCAAUGUUGUAAUGAUUUUGUACAAACAUUAAUUUACGAAGAUAAUAUGAUUGAUAUAUUUUCUUAUUUAUAUCCAGAUAUUAAUGGUAAAUUUACAUGUUGGGAUAUGUAUAAACAAAAUAGAAUAACCAAUGAAGGAUCUAGAAUUGACUACAUAUUUGUUGAUAGUAUUUUAUUUGAAAUGUUUAUAAAAAAAUAUAACCAUUUAUAUGAUUCUCCAAUAAUUUUAACUAAAGACUUAGAAGAAUUAUUAAAACAAGCUAAAACAGAAAAAGAUGUUAUUUUCAAUUUAUGUAGUGAUAAGGAUGGAAAAAAAACAGUUCAAAGUAUCAAGUAUAUUGAUGCAUUAAAACAAUUAACUAAUAGUGACGUACUUAACUCUAUCACUUUCAACGAACUAUAUGCUAACUAUUUUAAUAAAAUUAAAAGAAAAACAAAACAAAUAAAACCAGGAAAAAAUAUGAAUACCGAUCUAAUAUAUGAUGAAGACAAUGAUGAUGUUGAAAAUUUUGAGUUUCAAUUUAAACUUAUAAGUUAUAUUGGAUUUAUUUAUACAUCCCCUAAAUUAAGUGAUCAUAUUGCAGUUAAUUGUACUUUCUCUUUUGAAAAUAAAAAUGAAGAAGGAAAUAAAAAAGUUCUACAAAUAUGUUGUUCACAUUAUGGUAUAUCCCUUAAUAAAAUAUGUACAACCAUUUAUCAAUAUACUACAUAUUUACCAUUAUUUUUAAUAUCACCACAACUUUUUUCUUUAUCUUCUUUGGAAUUGUUAAAUUGUGUUCAUACGCAUAAUAAAAAUUGUUCUAAUAUUAUUGAAACACAACCCCAUAAAAAAACAAAAAAAAUUACACAAUAUUUUCAAGUUCAAAAAAAAAAAACAUAA